Molecule: messenger RNA, 2013 nt
Organism: Truncatella angustata
Lineage: Eukaryota; Fungi; Ascomycota; Sordariomycetes; Amphisphaeriales; Sporocadaceae
Product: amidase signature domain-containing protein
Exons: 3
Coding region: 1-2013 (670 amino acids)
Source: RefSeq, a predicted model, not a curated record
AUGCGCUUCCGGUCUCUCCUUAUAUUGGCCGGCAUUUCCAAAGCCGCUCUGAUUGAUAAUGGCACGGUUGUGACUCUGAAUGGCAUUGCCUAUUAUGUUGGAGGGGUCUCUGUUGGUCAACUGGGCAAAAUUUGGUCUGGGUCUCCAGCGCUCGAACCUACAACUGUUCACGGCUUAGGUCUUUUUCCAAUGACCAUCAUCGACACGUUUAACACCACUAUCCAAUCAGAUGAAUUGGUGAAUAUAGUGUCCGAGUAUGAGAACGACGACGAUGUAUUCCAGUCUGGCUUCCUAAGUACAAUUUAUAUUCGCCCUUCAACGAAUAUCUCAGGAUUUCAUGUUGCAUCCCUUAGCAGCACCUUGUCUGGGUUCAAUACUACCACCUUGAUAAGCUCUAGUCCCUGUAGCGAGGAAGCUUUUGGUAUCAAGACUGUAUCGAGACCUAUCAUGGGGGAUCCAGCGAAAGGUCCCUAUUUCGUCUCCGCUGCCACUGGAAACCUUUACAUGGCCUAUAGACUCUACGACGACGAUUAUCUGGCCUUCAUUCAAGGAGUUAUUACGGAUGGAGUGGGCGGGUUUAGAUCUCUUCCUGCCGUGACAGAGAACGUCAUGGCGAAGAGCGUUGCUGUCCCCUCGAGGCUCUAUUACACUGUGACAGAGGAUCAACCUCUCGCCGGCCUUCGCCUGGGAGUUAAGGACAUAUAUCAUGUCAAAGGGAUCGCCACUAGUGGCGGAAACCGUGCCUACUUCUACACUUAUGGCACCCAGAAUAUCACAGCCCCUUCGGUUCAGCGCUUGAUCGAUCUUGGUGCAGUUCUUGUGGGCAAAAUGGGGACAGUUCAGUUCGCUAAUGGUGACAGUGCGACCGCUGACUGGGUUGAUUUACAUGCACCCUUCAACCCCCGAGGAGAUGGAUAUCAAGACCCUAGCGGCUCGUCCACUGGACCGGGUGCUGGCAUUGGAGCUUACGAGUGGCUUGACUUGGCUGUUGGAAGCGACACCGGUGGUUCCAUGCGAGGACCUGCCGGGCAGCAAGGUAUUUACGGCAACCGGCCCUCGACAGGUGCUAUCUCUAUGGAUCAUGUGAUCCCUCUGAGUCCCGUUUCCGACACUGCUGGUAUUUUCGCUCGCAGUGGCAAGCUCUGGGCCAAAGCGACAAAGGCCUGGUACCCCGACUUCCUCUCCAACCAUACCUCCUAUCCGAAGUCACUCUUCUAUUCCGUUUCCGUUGGCGACUGGAAUAGCGAGCCAGCCAGCGCAGAUACAGCAAUUUUGAUCGAUGGAUGGAUCAGUCAGCUCGAGGGAUUCCUGAAAUUGAAUGCUACGCGUACAAACUACACUGCCAAGUGGGAAGCGACCCAUGGUAGCGCCCCCGCGGACCUUGCUGGUAUGCUGCACUCGACAUACGGUGUAUACAUUACCCACGACCAGUGGCAAUUGCUCGGUCAGCCAUUAUUUUCUGACUAUGCUACCAAGCACGGCGGACGCCAACCAUACAUCAACCCAGGUCCGCUAUCUCGAUGGCGCUGGGCCCAGGAGAAUGCAACUGAUGAGAUCUAUUCACAGGCCUUGAAAAACAUCACCAUCUUCAAAAACUGGUGGGAAACGGAUGGUUAUGGCGGCUUCGACACCGAGUCCUGCUCUGAGGGUCUAUAUGUUUAUGCCUGGGGUGUUGGUCUGCCAUCCUACCGAGAUGAGUAUCGCAGUGCUCCACAUGGUCCUCCUCUAGGCUUUGGUGACUCGUCCAUCCCUAUUAUUGCCGGUACUCCCGAAAUUGUUGUACCGAUUGGCGAGACGUCCUAUGUCAGCAGGAUUACCGGUCAAACUGAAUAUCUACCAGUCACCAUGGCUUUGAGAAUGUCCCGUGGAUGCGACUUUGCGCUAGCAGACUUAGUCAGUGACCUCGAAGACGCCGGAGUGCUUCGCCCAGUCUCUGCAGUGUCGAUCCAAGUGAAAUCUAUGUUCUCUCGAGCUCGCAAUACUUUAGGACAAGAGGCGCCGGAGAAAGUGUAA